Messenger RNA from Metschnikowia bicuspidata var. bicuspidata NRRL YB-4993, 1649 nucleotides. RefSeq names its product H3 histone acetyltransferase (gene RTT109). The transcript is spliced from 2 exons. The coding region runs from base 327 to 1649 and encodes 440 amino acids. Gene Ontology annotation, molecular function: histone H3K56 acetyltransferase activity. Gene Ontology annotation, cellular component: nucleus. The record is from RefSeq and is a predicted model, not a curated record. Lineage: Eukaryota; Fungi; Ascomycota; Pichiomycetes; Serinales; Metschnikowiaceae. Gene Ontology annotation, biological process: DNA damage response.
UAUAGAGCUUCCUUCAAAUACUUGUCAAGACCUAGUUCUUGGCAUAAUGUGCAAACACAACAUCACUUUUGUAUAUCGAGCCUAACGUAUGACACAUAGAUAUCUUUUCGGUAUGUCAUCAAUAACUUGAACCAAUGAUCAAGAGGCGCAAGACAGAUAUAUGAUACUACGGGUGCAGAUAUCUUCGGGUGGCUCCAAGCUAUUUUACACCCGUACAUCCACGAUAUGAAUUCGCAAUAGGAUUGAUAUAUACACGCGUCAACUUGUCCGAGCGAAGCGACAUAAGUUUUCCCUCCAAACAUUCAUGGUCAAUUAGUCAAUAUCUCAUGGACUUGUCUUCAGUUUUGCCUGAAGGCCUGACGUAUACAGCCUUAUGUUUUCGCACCAAUGCUUACCAAUGCAAACCAUUACUAAUAUCGCGUGAAAAACCGCUUACCUUGAAAGUAAAACACAUGUUUCUAUUGCUGGAAAAGGAAUCAAACGUUAUUAUUUUUGGCAUCGAGGUGUAUGUGUAUCUAACUUUUCAUGGAAAGAAAUUGGAACGUCAUGUCUUUAUACUGAAAGCGGAUACAACAGGAUUAGGCAAUCAUCGUAUAUCUAUGGCGUCUGUCACUAAAUGUUUUCUACGAUAUCUUAUAAGUAUCAACCCAAAGGUUUACUUAGAUAAAGCCACAUACAGAUCUUCCAACAACAAUCAUAAUGCUCUUCACAGCAAUGAGUUGUUAUCCACUAUAAAUAUGAUCAUUCAAGAUUUACGAGCAUGGAGUAGAAAACUCAAGCAGAACCCACACUUAAUAACCGAUUUCUUGAGAAAAGAUGAUGAUAAUGGUAUACAUCCUUCUUCUGACCUCCCUGUUAUAAUGCCUGUUUCAAUGAGUUCAAAGAUCUCACUAUUUACUCGAUCUGCUGACGCAUACUUAUUUCCAGAAUCUCAAAACAACAAAGGAAAACACAAUAUCAAUGGCAAUACCUUAUUUAAAUGGUGGAUAUCUAUAUUGAAAGAUACUCUAGAUCAGUCCUGGGUAUGCAAAGUAGACAUUCCAGGAUCAGACCACGUUUCUGUUCGUAAAUUUUUACCCGAAGCUUCCAAUUGGGAUAUUGGAAAUAUCCAUGUGAGUGACCGUUUGAAAGACCGGGCGGUAUACACAAUUCCCUUACUUCCUGACGAUCCUAAAGGCAGGUUUUUGGAACACUUGAUUGUUGAAAACAGAUAUAAGUCUUUGACUACAAAGCAAUUCUGGAAUGAACUAGGGUUUCGACAAGAGUUUCGUUUGGGAAAUGUAGUUGGGAUAAUUGGAUGCUUUAAAGAAUGUGAGUCAUUAGAAGGAACCAUAGAGGACCCUCGAACCUCAUUAUUGCGCCCCAGACAGUACAAGAAGAUAAGGGAAGUGAUUAAGGGUGAAAAUUACAACCAGAUAAACGAUGUUCUGAAUUUGUGGAGCUCUGGAAUUCCUGAACUAGCUGCUAGAUUGAAGCUCUCCUUAAGGUUUGUCUCUAUUUUGGGAACUUUGUCUUCAGUUGAUAAUGUAGAUCACGGCAAAGAAAAUCUAAGAAAAGUUCUGUCUCUCGUGAAUGUUCUUAAUGUCAAAAAGAAGUCGGCACCUGUCAACAAUCUUAACACCUUGGUAAAGAGGAAGAAAACGCAGUAA